AGCACUUCUCGCUUCCACUGGCCCUCCACACGCACGUCGAACAGCGCCAAACUUCUCUCCUCCUCCUCGACGUCGCCGACCAAACAUCGAUCGAACUUCAACACUACGCGGUAGCGUCGAAAUACACGCGAAGUGCGACGGAGGCGUGAGGAUAACACGGAGCUAGGGGAGAUGGGCCAUGGAAAGGAGGCCAAUAGGUUGGCAAUAGGUGAGUAUGCGCCUGCGUGCUCGUUCACCUGCCCACUCGCCAGUCCUCCCGCUCGCCCCUUCACCCUCUCGCCCCUUCACCCUCUCGCCUGUUCACCCGCCCUUCGUUUUCCAGUUCCCUCGUCCGCUCAUCCCGCAAAGCACAGACUCUCGCGGCCCUCCGUCAAGGAGAGGAACGGCGGGCGUGCUCGAUUUCAUGUAUAGUGAGUCCCUCGCAACUCAUUUGUGAUGUGGCGUUCGCACACGGACGAGUGGCUGGCGGGGACGGGCGGCGGCGAGCGGGUGGUGGGCACGAGGUGCGGAAACACGACGGGCGUGAGCAUAGCGCAC
Molecule: messenger RNA, 537 nt
Organism: Fomitopsis serialis
Lineage: Eukaryota; Fungi; Basidiomycota; Agaricomycetes; Polyporales; Fomitopsidaceae
Exons: 1
Coding region: 172-411 (79 amino acids)
Source: RefSeq, a predicted model, not a curated record